AUGGCUAUGGUGUGUCUUUCCGACUUCGAAGCUUAUGCUAAGAAGUAUUUACCCAAGAUUGCUUGGGAUUAUUUUGCAGCUGGGGCAGACGAGUGUACCACACGUGAUGAAAACAUCCUGGCAUAUAAAAGAAUUCGUUUCCGGCCACGUAUGCUGUGGGACGUAUCCGUGAUGGACAUUAAGACUAAAAUCCUGGGUUCCGAAAUCAGCUUUCCUGUAGGAAUUGCCCCUACAGGCUUCCACCAGCUAGCAUGGCCUGAUGGAGAGAAAAGCACAGCCAGAGCGGCCAGAGCAAUGAACACCUGCUACAUUGCCAGCACCUACUCCACCUGCACGCUGGAGGAGAUCUGUGUGGCUGCGCCCGGUGGCCUCCGCUGGUUCCAACUCUACAUCCACCGCAACAGAGCAGCUUCCCAGCAGCUGGUCCAACGGGCGGAGGCCUUGGGCUUCCAGGGCCUAGUCCUCACCGCAGAUCUGCCCUACACAGGCAAGAGACGCGACGACGUCCGCAAUGGUUUCUGCCUUCCUCCCCACAUGAAAGUGAAGAACUUGGAACAAGCCUUUGAGGGAGAUGACUGGUCGGAGUACGGACUGCCACCCAACAGCUUGGAUCCUUCAGUUACCUGGAAUGACGUCUACUGGCUGCGGAGCCUGACACGCCUGCCCAUCAUCAUCAAAGGCAUCUUGACAAGAGAAGAUGCAGAGCUCGCAGUGAGACAUGGAGUUCUGGGAAUUAUAGUGUCCAAUCAUGGUGGAAGGCAACUGGAUGAAGGACCUGCCACUAUUGAUGCUCUGGUUGAAGUUGUGGAGGCAGUACGAGGCAGAGUCGAAGUUUACGUAGAUGGUGGAAUACGAAAAGGAAGCGAUGUGUUAAAAGCACUGGCACUGGGAGCAAAAUGUGUCUUUAUUGGAAGACCAGCUUUAUGGGGCCUGGCUUACAAGGGUGAAGAAGGUCUUCAGGAUGUCCUGAGAAUUCUGCAGGAUGAGUUUCGCUUGUCUAUGGCCUUAGCUGGCUGUGCCAGCAUCUCAGAGAUUGGCCAACACCUGGUUCAGUUCUCAAAGCUGUGA
Molecule: messenger RNA, 1068 nt
Organism: Catharus ustulatus (Swainson's thrush)
Lineage: Eukaryota; Metazoa; Chordata; Aves; Passeriformes; Turdidae
Gene: HAO2
Product: hydroxyacid oxidase 2
Exons: 7
Coding region: 1-1068 (355 amino acids)
Molecular function (GO): FMN binding; oxidoreductase activity
Source: RefSeq, a predicted model, not a curated record